Messenger RNA from Sinocyclocheilus anshuiensis, 723 nucleotides. Its product is annotated as small ubiquitin-related modifier 2-like. Lineage: Eukaryota; Metazoa; Chordata; Actinopteri; Cypriniformes; Cyprinidae. Gene Ontology annotation, molecular function: protein binding. The record is from RefSeq and is a predicted model, not a curated record. The coding region runs from base 66 to 347 and encodes 93 amino acids. The transcript is spliced from 4 exons.
AACCGGCUCAAAAGAACGAUUCGUUCAAGAACCUAACAUCACUAUUUGAGACAGCAGAGACAGUUAUGGCAGACGAGAAGCCAAAGGAGGGUGUGAAAACGAGUGACCACAUAAAUCUGAAAGUAGCCGGGCAGGAUGGCUCAGUGGUUCAGUUCAAAAUCAAGAGCCACACACCCCUCAACAAACUGAUGAAAGCAUAUUGUGAGAGACAGGGGCUAGCAAUGCGGCAGAUUCGGUUCCAGUUUGAUGGGCAGCCAAUUAAUGAGACUGACACACCAGCUCAGUUAGAAAUGGAGAAUGAGGAUACAAUUGAUGUAUUUCAGCAACAGACAGGGGGCCUGAUGUAAAUAACAACUACCUCUGCCUUCCAUCACCAUAGUCCUCCCUGUUUCCUGUUUUUUUUUUUAUAUAAAUUUAGGCUGACCUCUCUUCACAUUGCCAAAAGCUUGCCUAAAAUGCCCACCAGCUCUCGCAAAUCAGAUGAAUGAUGUUGUAAACGUAUUCAUUUAUUUCAUCAGAUGUGAACUUAAGAGUGUCCAGACUAAAAUGCUUUUGAUCAGUGAUCAGAUCUUUCUUUUUUUGGGUUAAUAGAUAGAAUUACAGUCAGUGUCAGUGCUGAAGUACUGUUUUGUUUACUCUGAAGCCAUUGGGCUUUUUAUAUAUGUUUUAUAUGUUUAUGUAUUUCUCUUUUGUACUCCGGCCAGUUUUAUUCAGUAUCUUGUG